CAGCUGUUUGCUUGAUUUCGAAGAAGAAGAGCGGCGUGCAUCGUAUUCCGCGUUUUCUGUUGAAAAUAUUUAUAUUUUAAUAAAUACCAGGUAUAACCCAUUGCAAAUACGCUCCAUUCUGCUUCAAAUUAAUAAACAACAACUUUAUAAUCGAGAAUGGAUUCUGAUUUGUAUGAUGAGUUCGGCAACUAUAUAGGACCUGAUUUGGACAGCGACGAUGAUGAUGACCAAAGUAUUUAUGGUCAGCCCGAUGUGCAAGAUGAUCAAGAUGAGGAUGCCAUGGAUGAGGAUGAAGCGGAGCCACAAGAUGAUGAAGAUAAAGAAGUAACAGCUGUUGUGCUACAUGAGGAUAAACGCUAUUACCCAUCGGCCGUUGAGGUGUAUGGGCCGGACGUGGAGACGAUUGUGCAGGAGGAGGACGCACAACCGUUGGACAAGCCGCUCAUAGAGCCCGUGAAGAAGUUGAAAUUCCAGAUUAAAGAACAGGAUCUGCCCGAAACUACUUAUGAUAUGGAAUUCAUGGCAGACCUCAUGGACACGCCACCCUUGAUUCGAAACGUUGCACUAAUCGGUCACUUGCACCAUGGCAAGACCACGUUUGUGGACUGUCUAAUACGUCAGACGCAUCCGCAGUUUGAGAACAUGGAGGAGCGCUCGCUGCGCUACACCGACACGCUAUUCACGGAACAGGAGCGCGGUUGCAGCAUCAAGGCCACACCGGUUACGCUUGUCUUGCAGGAUGUCAAGCAGAAGAGCUACUUGCUAAACAUCUUUGACACGCCCGGUCAUGUGAAUUUCUCGGAUGAGGCAACCGCUGCUAUGCGCAUGAGCGACGGCGUGGUGCUCUUUAUUGAUGCGUCCGAAGGAGUCAUGCUGAACACCGAACGUCUGCUCAAGCAUGCUGUACAGGAGCGGCUGGCGAUCACUGUUUGCAUCAACAAGAUCGAUCGCUUAAUUUUGGAGCUCAAGCUGCCGCCUCAAGACGCUUACUUCAAGCUAAAGCACAUUGUCGAGGAAGUCAACAGCUUGUUGAGCACCUACGGCAGUGCGGAUGAUAAUCUGAUGGUUUCGCCUGUGCUAGGCAACGUUUGCUUUGCAAGCUCUUUGUACGGCUUUUGUUUUACCCUAAAGUCCUUUGCCAAGCUCUAUGCGGAUACGUAUGAAGGCGUGAAUUACAAUGAAUUUGCCAAACGUCUAUGGGGCGACAUGUACUUCCAUAGCAAGUCGCGAAAGUUUACCAAGAAGCCGCCACACAACUCGGCACAGCGCAGUUUUGUGGAGUUCAUACUGGAGCCCAUGUAUAAAUUGAUUGCGCAAGUGGUGGGCGACGUAGACACUACGCUGUCGGACACCUUGGCAGAGCUGCACGUGCGCGUGUCAAAGGAUGAGAUGAAAUCCAACAUACGGCCAUUGCUGCGCGUGGUGUGCAAUCGUUUCAUGGGCGACUGCAGCGGCUUUGUGGAUAUGUGCGUGGAGCACAUUAAGUCACCGCUGGAGAAUGCCAAGCGUAAAGUGGAUCACAUAUACACUGGCCCAAAAGAGGGCGAUAUUUAUCGUGACAUGAUAUCGUGCAAUCAGUACGGCACCCUGAUGGUCCACAGCUCGAAGAUGUAUCCCAACGACGACUGCACUUUCUUCCAGGUGCUGGCUCGAAUUGUGUCCGGUACACUGCAUGCUGGGCAAGAGGUGCGCGUGCUGGGCGAGAAUUAUACACUGCAGGACGAGGAAGAUUCCCGGAUUCUUCAAGUCGGUAGACUGUGGGUCUAUGAGGCGCGCUACAAAGUGGAAUUGAAUCGUGUGCCCUCGGGCAACUGGGUGCUCAUCGAAGGCAUUGACCAGUGCAUAGUGAAAACAUCCAGCAUUGUGGACAUCAAUGUGCCCGAGGAUCUUUACAUAUUCCGGCCGCUCAAGUUCAACACCCAAAGCAUCAUUAAGAUAGCUGUGGAGCCGGUGAAUCCCUCAGAGCUGCCAAAAAUGUUGGACGGUCUGCGUAAAGUGAACAAAUCGUAUCCUCUGCUGUCCACCCGUGUCGAGGAGUCAGGCGAACACGUUAUCCUGGGCACUGGCGAGCUGUACUUGGACUGCGUCAUGCAUGAUCUGCGCAAGAUGUACUCGGAAAUCGAUAUCAAGGUGGCCGAUCCGGUAGUGGCAUUCUGUGAGACCGUUGUGGAGACCAGCUCAUUGAAGUGUUUCGCCGAGACACCAAAUAAGAAGAACAAGAUAACCAUGAUAUCGGAGCCGUUGGAGAAGGGCUUGGCCGAGGACAUCGAGAACGAGACUGUCUGCAUCAAUUGGAAUAAGAAGCGCAUCGGAGAGUUCUUUCAGGUCAACUAUGAUUGGGAUUUGCUGGCAGCCCGUUCCAUUUGGGCUUUUGGGCCGGAUAGUACUGGACCCAACAUUCUGGUGGAUGAUACGCUGCCCUCCGAGGUCGAUAAAAAUUUACUGACUGCGGUCAAGGACUCCAUAGUGCAGGGCUUUCAAUGGGGCACACGCGAGGGACCGCUCUGCGAGGAGCCCAUACGCAAUGUUAAGUUCAAAAUUCUGGACGCCGUCAUAGCCAAUGAGGCACUGCAUCGUGGUGGCGGCCAAAUCAUUCCCACAGCCCGUCGUGUCGCCUACUCAGCUUUCCUCAUGGCCACGCCCCGUUUGAUGGAGCCGUAUCUGUUUGUCGAGGUGCAGGCACCUGCGGAUUGCGUCUCAGCGGUCUACACUGUCCUGGCGCGUCGCCGAGGUCACGUAACACAAGAUGCGCCAGUCUCGGGUUCUCCUAUCUACACAAUCAAAGCAUUUAUACCCGCCAUUGACUCGUUCGGAUUUGAGACAGAUCUGCGAACGCAUACCCAAGGCCAGGCCUUCUGCCUGUCUGUAUUCCAUCAUUGGCAAAUCGUGCCAGGCGAUCCGCUGGACAAGAGUAUUGUCAUCCGCCCGCUGGAGCCACAGCAAGCCUCUCAUUUGGCUCGUGAGUUCAUGAUCAAGACACGCCGACGCAAGGGUCUCUCCGAGGAUGUGUCCAUCAACAAGUUCUUCGACGAUCCCAUGUUGUUGGAGCUGGCGCGACAGGAUGUGCUACUCAACUAUCCACUAUAAUUUAUAGUCUCUAACUAUCCAAUAAAAUACUGCAUUUUCGAUCGGGAACAGAUCCUUGACCUGUUUUUAACAGCAACUUGGAAAUGAAAAUGCAUUCGUCAUAAAGAAAAUGAAA
This is a messenger RNA of Drosophila mojavensis, 3202 nucleotides long. RefSeq names its product 116 kDa U5 small nuclear ribonucleoprotein component. Bases 157 to 3087 code for a protein of 976 amino acids. Gene Ontology annotation, cellular component: cytosol; U2-type catalytic step 2 spliceosome; U4/U6 x U5 tri-snRNP complex. Gene Ontology annotation, biological process: mRNA splicing, via spliceosome. The transcript has 7 exons. NCBI's taxonomy places the organism in Eukaryota, Metazoa, Arthropoda, Insecta, Diptera, Drosophilidae. The record is from RefSeq and is a predicted model, not a curated record. Gene Ontology annotation, molecular function: translation elongation factor activity; GTP binding; GTPase activity.